Messenger RNA from Patella vulgata (common limpet), 2870 nucleotides. RefSeq names its product protein mono-ADP-ribosyltransferase PARP16. Gene Ontology annotation, molecular function: kinase binding; NAD+ poly-ADP-ribosyltransferase activity; protein serine/threonine kinase activator activity. The transcript has a single exon. Gene Ontology annotation, cellular component: endoplasmic reticulum tubular network; nuclear envelope; membrane. NCBI's taxonomy places the organism in Eukaryota, Metazoa, Mollusca, Gastropoda, Patellidae. The record is from RefSeq and is a predicted model, not a curated record. Gene Ontology annotation, biological process: endoplasmic reticulum unfolded protein response. The coding region runs from base 280 to 1269 and encodes 329 amino acids.
AUAUACGUUAGUACUUGGCGGAUAAAAGGCAUGGUAGCUAGUAGAAUAUAGUAAAGUUUCCAUUAUUGACAUUAAUUGCUGGCAACAGUGACUUGCCAAAUUAAUGUUUUAUUUGUGUUGACGGUCACGUUCAAUGAAUGAAUGAAUGCUGAUAUAAUUUUUGUCUUUAAAUGAAUGAUCUACACCUAGACAGUACUGCACGAUGAGGGGAAUAAGAAACUAAAUAUCAACCGAAAGCCCAUCAACUUUGUGGUAUAGAUUGUUGAGUCUGAUAUAAAGAUGUCUGCUCAAGAUAGAAGUGAAACAAUUCGAUUUAUUGAAGAAAAGAUCCAACUGGAUCCCCAGGCAGCUGAUUUACAUCUAAGUUUAUUUUCUGCUGCAUUACACAGUUACAGAUAUGAUACAGUACUUCGACCCUUCCCUCCAAUGUUUUUACAGUCGGAUACAGAAAAAGAUAAAGCUGCACUAGAGAAAGUUUUCAAAGAAAUUCCAAAGAUAACAAAUAUUUCAAAAGAGAUAAACAAACUCUCAGACCAUGCAUUAAGUCUUUUGAAGUGGAUUUUUGAAUCAAAGCGGUUCAAUUUGAGAUCACUUAGUGAUAAAGACAGUUUUGAAUCGAUACAAAAACUAACAGGAAACAAUUCCCCAGUUCCACCUCCAAGUUAUAUUUUUGAAUUGGAACCCAGUGAGGCUAGUAAUGAAAAAUUUCAAGAGAUUCGUCGGAAUAGGAAAUUGAUGUAUGCUUAUCACGGAAGUCGAACUGAAAAUUUUCAUUCUAUUUUACACAAUGGUUUAGCUUCUCAUAUGAACAAGACCUCCGUGUUUGGUGAGGGUACAUAUUUAUCUGGAGAAUUGGGUGUUUCCUUAAAUUACAGCCCCUCUGGAUUUACGUGGGCUAAUAGUGGAAUAGGGAAAAUGUUUGGGUUGAUAGCUGUGUGCGAGAUGAUUGAUGAUCCGACGGUCAAAUGUCAAACCAACGAAACAGAUGGAUCAAAGAAGAAAUCCAGAGCUUAUGCAUCUAACAGUAUGGGUGGUGAUGUGCCAGAAAAAUAUUACGUGGUUCAGAAUAAUGAAGUUAUUCGAUUGAAGUAUAUACUGAUUUAUGUGGAUAAAAAUAACAGCAACCAAACUAACAGAAGUGUUCAACCCACUUUUUUUCAACAACAUAAAUUUGUGAUCAUGCUGUUUUUCUAUGCUUUUUUGUUGUUGGGUGUUGGACUUGCCAAUUCAAAGACAUUCAAAUAUCACUUAAAAAGACUGUUGAAAUGACAAGAUAUUAACAAAUACUGACUUUAUUAUGAAACUGCAUGUCAAUUGGACCGUACAUACAAAGGGUUAGCCAUGAGAUAGAAUGGUGAAGAAAUAUAUAUUUCAACUGAUACAUUCAGAGUGAAAACAAUUUGGAGCAAGUGAUAAGCUACUUGGCCUUGAAAUUCAUUUUUUUUUUUUGUCACAUUUUAGAUAGAAAAUAUUAAAAUUCUCCUUUCCUUUUCUUCCUUAAUCACUUGAUUACUUUUUUUUACUGCACAUUUUUUUAUUAUUAUUAUUUACAAUAUUUAAAGAUGCAUUAUUUAAGAAUUAGAUACAGAGCUGGCUGUUCUUGCGGUUUCGAUUCCUCGGUUGUACGUGACAAGGAGUAGGGUCGCCUGUCCAACCUCGUGGGUUUUUGCCGGGUCCUCCGGUUUCCUCCUACUGCUAAAGCCCCCUAUGAUUGAAAUAAAAUUGAAACAUGUGUUAGUCCCGAAAUGACCUAGUUUGUGUCGAGUGGACGUUAAACCCCAUUUCUCUCUCUCUAUAAUAGUUCAAAAAUCGCUAAUGCAAAAUGAAUAUAUUGAAAAUAUCAUUCAAAUUACUUUAUUCUGAGUGAAAUGAAAUGGGGGUGGGGGGGUUAACGUCCUACUGUUCUGUUAUUGUGAGCAAAGUUACAACUGUUUGGAGUUUUGACAAUAUGUGGUAUUGAUUGUUUAUUAUUGUAUACAUGACAUAUGAUCACUUUGAUUGAAAAUCACAAUAUGUGCCAAGUGUUCACAAAGUUUCCAUGUAUGGAGGUUUUUUUAGACAUUAUGAUUAAAUUGGGUGACAAAAUAGCUGGUAGGUGUUCAAACUUGACUGAGCGCGGGCGCUUGAUGAAAAUAUGAGGUCAUAGUAAUAUCUUUGCUUAUUUGUGUAUAUUCACCACAACAAUAUAUUGAAGAUAAAAGUCCAUGUACAUGUAAAUGAUGUAAUUAUUAUGACUUUCAUAAGUUCUCAAAGAUUCACAGUACUUUGUACGUUCUAGCAAAAUUCUUAAUAAAUUCCCAUACAUACCCAGUAGUACUCAAUUUUACUAAUGUUGUAAGUGUUUCCUCACCAUCAGAAUUCUGGAAAACCUUCCCCAAAGACCAGGAAAUGGCAUUUCAGGGACUAUAGAUUCAAAACUUUUUUAAGGGGGACCUGUGCAUAAGAUGGUGUCAUUUUUGCAAAACAUCUCACUAAUCAAAAUCAAUAUGUAGGCCCCUGUAUUCCUGUCAUUUUGUCUGGUAGCACAAAUCUGUCUUUUAUCAGUAUUUUUAAUGAUAUUUGGAAUACAUGUCUGGCAGUGACUGGCAUAAAGUUUAAAAUGUCAAAUACUGGUUCAUUGGUGACUUACAUUUUGACAGGCACAUCUAAAAUUAUUUCCGCUUCUGCAACACUAAUUACAGGUCUAGUGAUCCCCUGACACACAUUUUUUCCAGUUUACUUGCAUGAGCCUGAAGAACAAAUCUAACCAAAUUUGGCAGAUCUAAUUGAAUUAUCUUAUUUUUUAUAUUUUAUUUUAUAAAAAUUCAUGUUAAUAACACCAGCAUGAUAAAUGUAUAGAAAUCCAAUUUGAGAAUAAACAUUUAAUUAUU